This is a messenger RNA of Carassius carassius (crucian carp), 326 nucleotides long. Its product is annotated as protein PET117 homolog, mitochondrial-like. Gene Ontology annotation, biological process: mitochondrial respiratory chain complex IV assembly. The transcript has 2 exons. NCBI's taxonomy places the organism in Eukaryota, Metazoa, Chordata, Actinopteri, Cypriniformes, Cyprinidae. The record is from RefSeq and is a predicted model, not a curated record. Gene Ontology annotation, cellular component: mitochondrion. Bases 84 to 317 code for a protein of 77 amino acids.
AAUCCACUCCAUUCUGUUUCCAAAGUGCACUAGCCUUUUAUGUUCCUGCUAUAUUAAACAUUUUUCAAUAAUGCUCAAAAACAAUGUCCACGGCCUCUAAGGUGGUCCUGGGGUUGUCAAUAGUGCUCACUAUCAGCACCGUCGCAGGAGUUCAUAUCAAGCAGAACUGGGACAGGCAGAGGCUGCGCGAGGGAGUUCGCGCAGAGCGCAAGCGCGAGAACCUGCGCGCUCUCGACGAGCAGAUCCAGCUGACCAGACAGCUCGUGAGCGAGCGCGACGGACGAGAGGCUGAAAGCGCGCCACCACACAAUUCAUAAACAGACUAG